Bubalus bubalis (water buffalo) is the source of this 5265-nucleotide messenger RNA. RefSeq names its product diacylglycerol kinase iota (gene DGKI). Gene Ontology annotation, cellular component: nucleus. Gene Ontology annotation, biological process: diacylglycerol metabolic process; lipid phosphorylation; intracellular signal transduction. NCBI's taxonomy places the organism in Eukaryota, Metazoa, Chordata, Mammalia, Artiodactyla, Bovidae. The coding region runs from base 2062 to 4713 and encodes 883 amino acids. The transcript has 33 exons. Gene Ontology annotation, molecular function: ATP-dependent diacylglycerol kinase activity; protein binding. The record is from RefSeq and is a predicted model, not a curated record.
GAAUCUGAAGGCAGCUGGGGUCACCUCGCCUGAAUUUCCAAGGAGAGGUUUGAAAGAGCCCGUCCCUGUGAGACAGCCGACAGGGUUUAUCAAAUUAGCAUGGCAUUUAAGGGCUCAUUUGAAUGGUUUUAGGUGUUUUUCUUGACUCUGAGGUGGAACUGUGGAGUAAGGUGCUACUUUGUCAUGAUAACCAGGAUUGGGGCAAAAUGUAGAACCUAGAAACUGCGAAUGACUAUGUUUCUGUGAAUAAUGAAGAAGGAAGAAAUUGAGUUUCUGCCAAAGUUUCUGGAAGAAUAUAGACCCCAAGGAUUUUUAUUAGGCUGCCUGGAAUCACAAAGCUGGGGAACAAAGAUCUUUAAAAUUACAUUAGCUGUUUUGAUACCUAGUUUAUAGAUUUUGUUUGAAAAACUUUAUGAGAGUUUGGAGGGCCAAGGUUUGUUUGAGUGAGGGUGGAACAGUUAAAUAUCAGUUAAAGACACAGCUGUACAGGCUCUCAAUCCAAAGUCAGGAAACCUGGAUUUGAGUCUCAGUGUUAACCACUGGCUGUGUGACGUUGAGAACACCGGACCUUUGGGUGUUGGCCACCUUCAAGGUAGAAAAAUGGAGUAGGAUUAAAUUAAUUUUGUUUCCCACUCGGAUCUGUACUUUGUUGUUUGCGUUUUUUUAAUGUAGUUGUAAAUUCAGUUGAUUUAAACAUCAUUUCAACUUUAUGCAUAUGCAUUUUCAAUUAAAGUAUAAUUGCGUGGAAUUCGAUUAAAUUAACCAAAACCAAGAGAAGCUCAGCUGUUUGGACUAAAAUGCUAUACAUGAUGAAUUAGCAUUUGGAUCUUAGUUAAUUGCAUAAAUACUGGUCUUGAUAAUGGAAAAUGGAAAAAAUGAAAGCCAAUUCUUCCUGCAUGUGUACUUUUGAACUGUUAUCUACUGAUGUUGCUGCCAACAAAUAGACUGUAAUUUUAUGGGGUUCUGCCUUAUUUCUAGAUUACUCUUUGAUCUUUUUCUGAUGGUCUUUUAGGGUCAGCCAUACAUUACCUCUCUUGACAAAAAUAUGAACAGGUACUUAUAUCCUCCUUAACCUUUGCUUCAGUAAAUAGCACUAAUUGAAUAUAACUUGGUCACUAUUACCUCCAGGCCAGGAAAGUAAUAAAAAAAAAAGGAAAUUUUAGGGAGAUGUAAGUAAAUAAUGGAGUUAUGAUAAUUUCUAAUGUUCUUUUGAAACUUCCUUAUGCUUGCAUCCCAAAUACUUGGCUCUCUUAGCUCACUUUACAAAGUGUCUGGAAGAUAAAGAUCUCUCCUCCCAAAAACAUUAAUUAAAUGAAGGCAUAAGUUGGUGAGGAAGCUGAAGGUCUAACUGUGUUUCCUCAUUUCACGUUCUUGAAGGCUCAGUUUCUUUACCUGUAAAGUAAGGGAAAUGUUGUUUUGAGGAUUAGGUGAGAUAAUGCAUUGAAUCGGCUUAGUUGCCAGACAGACAUAAUGAAUUAAAAGAGGAAAAAAAAAAAACCUACAAAGGAGAAGAGCAGACAAUUUACAAAGGAACAACCAAUCAUAAAGGCACCCAAAUUAAAACAACGAUGAAAAGUCAACAUUGUGUGUCUGUUAACAAAGAUUUACAGAAUGAUACUACCUCACUGGCUAGUUUGGAACAAAACUGGUUUUAUCAUUACUGAAAUUGUCCAUAUGUAUUCAUAAUAAAAGCAUUAGAAAACCUAGCUUGCUCUCUCCACCUCAUUUUGGCAUCACGUUUUAGGAAGGACAUUGACAAAGAGAAGACCCAGGACAGUGUAGGAAACUUUGUAGUAGAAGGAAGGAGAGGAAACUCUCCUAUAGAAGAGAUGGGGAAGUUGGGAGGGCUAUUAUAAACAAAAAGUCCACUGAGGAAAUCUGACAGUUUGAAGUAUAGUGGUUUUUCAUUGGCUGAGCUGUUGCCAGGUAAAGAGGAAAAAAAAAAAUCUUUCUUCCUCUUUACAGUGAUAGUAAAGCAGUGUCACUUCCUGCCAGAGAUGCAAAGUAUGUCUCUUUCUGUUGGGAUCUGAGAGGGGGCUUUCCAGGUGUCUUUUCCAAUGGAUGAAAUCUCCAGGUUGCAAGAAAUCAGCUCUCAGGAGGAAGUGUGCGGUCUGUAAGAUUGUCGUCCAUACCGCCUGCAUUGAACAGCUAGAAAAGAUUAAUUUCAGAUGUAAACCAACAUUUCGAGAAGGAGGUUCAAGAUCACCAAGAGAAAACUUUGUGCGUCACCACUGGGUGCACAGGCGUCGGCAGGAGGGAAAGUGUAAACAGUGUGGUAAGGGCUUCCAGCAAAAAUUCUCCUUCCACAGUAAAGAGAUUGUGGCUAUCAGCUGUUCCUGGUGCAAGCAGGCGUUUCACAAUAAGGUGACCUGCUUCAUGCUGCAUCAGAUUGAGGAACCCUGCUCCCUGGGGGCUCACGCUGCUGUUAUUGUUCCGCCCACCUGGAUCAUUAAGGUGAAGAAACCUCAGAACUCCCUGAAGGCGUCCAAUCGGAAGAAGAAGAGAACAAGCUUUAAAAGAAAAGCCAGCAAAAGAGGAACCGAACAGGAAAACAAAGGUCGUCCUUUUGUGAUAAAACCUAUCUCUUCUCCUCUCAUGAAACCUUUGCUUGUGUUCGUGAACCCCAAGAGUGGAGGCAACCAGGGAACCAAAGUCCUACAGAUGUUCAUGUGGUACCUGAAUCCACGGCAAGUCUUUGACCUUUCUCAGGAAGGACCGAAAGAUGCGCUUGAGUUGUAUAGGAAGGUACCAAACCUGCGGAUUCUGGCCUGUGGCGGGGAUGGAACGGUGGGCUGGAUCCUCUCCAUUCUGGAUGAACUGCAGCUGAGCCCUCAGCCUCCCGUCGGGGUCCUUCCUCUGGGGACUGGGAAUGACCUGGCUCGGACUCUCAACUGGGGAGGGGGCUACACUGAUGAGCCUGUUUCUAAGAUCCUUUGCCAAGUAGAAGAUGGGACGAUUGUACAGCUGGAUCGCUGGAAUCUCCACGUGGAAAGAAACCCAGACUUGCCUCCUGAAGAGCUGGAAGAUGGCGUGUGUAAGCUUCCUCUGAAUGUUUUCAAUAACUACUUCAGCCUCGGAUUCGAUGCGCACGUCACAUUGGAGUUCCACGAAUCCAGAGAAGCAAAUCCAGAGAAAUUCAACAGUCGUUUUCGAAAUAAAAUGUUCUAUGCAGGGGCAGCUUUUUCUGAUUUCCUACAGAGAAGCUCUAGAGAUUUAUCCAAACAUGUUAAAGUUGUCUGUGAUGGGACUGAUCUUACCCCAAAGAUCCAGGAACUGAAGUUCCAGUGUAUAGUAUUUUUAAAUAUACCCAGAUAUUGUGCUGGCACAAUGCCCUGGGGGAACCCAGGAGAUCACCAUGACUUUGAACCUCAGCGUCAUGAUGAUGGUUAUAUUGAAGUCAUUGGAUUCACCAUGGCAUCUUUGGCUGCCCUGCAAGUCGGAGGCCAUGGAGAAAGGCUGCACCAGUGUCGGGAGGUCAUGCUGCUAACUUACAAAUCCAUCCCCAUGCAAGUGGAUGGGGAGCCCUGCAGGUUGGCCCCGGCUAUGAUUCGGAUCUCACUGAGGAACCAGGCCAACAUGGUGCAGAAGAGCAAGAGGAGAACAUCCAUGCCUUUGCUCAAUGAUAUCCAUCAGGUGCAAGCUGCGGACCUGCGGAGAGUGUCUGCCCCCCCAGGCUCCUUCACCAUUCCCCAGUCUGUUCCAGACCGUCUGAGGAUCCGGGUGAACAAAAUCAGUUUACAAGACUAUGAAGGAUUCCACUAUGACAAAGAGAAACUCCGGGAAGCCUCCAUCCCACUGGGCAUUCUAGUUGUACGUGGAGACUGUGAUUUGGAGACUUGCCGUAUGUAUAUAGAUCGCCUGCAGGAGGACCUGCAGUCAGUUUCUUCUGGCUCCCAGAGAGUUCAUUACCAGGACCACGAAACCUCCUUCCCUAGGGCGCUCUCAGCUCAGAGACUCUCCCCACGGUGGUGCUUUCUAGAUGCUACUUCUGCUGAUCGCUUUUAUCGAAUAGACAGAUCUCAGGAACAUUUGCACUUUGUAAUGGAGAUUUCUCAAGAUGAGAUUUUUAUUCUGGACCCAGAUAUGGUGUUGUCACAGCAGGCGGGGACACCCCCGGGAAUGCCUGACCUGGUGGUGGAGCAAGCCUCGGGAAUGACGGACUGGUGGAAUCCUGCUCUCCGGAAACGCAUGCUGAGCGACAGUGGGCUGGGGAUGAUAAGCCCGCAUUAUGAAGACUCGGAUCUGAAAGAUUUCAGCCACUCCCGAGUGCUACAGUCACCAGUCUCUUCAGAAGAUCACGCAAUUUUGCAGGCAGUAAUAGCUGGUGAUCUUAUGAAGCUAAUAGAAAGCUAUAAAAACGGAGGCAGCCUGCUAAUUCAGGGACCAGACCACUGUUCACUCCUUCAUUACGCAGCUAAAACCGGCAACGGGGAGAUUGUGAAAUAUAUCCUUGACCACGGACCGUCCGAGUUAUUGGAUAUGGCAGACAGUGAAACGGGUGAGACCGCACUGCACAAGGCAGCCUGCCAGCGGAACCGGGCCGUGUGCCAGCUUCUGGUGGACGCAGGCGCAUCUCUGAGAAAGACGGACUCCAAGGGUAAGACACCUCAAGACAGAGCCCAACAGGCCGGGGACCCAGACUUGGCUGCCUACCUGGAAAGCCGCCAGAAUUAUAAGAUCAUUGGCCAUGAGGACCUGGAAACUGCUGUUUGACCCUGGUAGACAGGCUGAGAGAACCUCAACAAGCAUCUCACCUGUGCCCUCCUGGUGAUCGGGCGGCUCCUCUGGAAGAAGCUGAUGGAAUCCAUAAAUCUGUCUCUCCUGCAAGAAUCUAUCUGAGACCAUGCCACCAGUUUUAAGGGCUACCAAGAUGUACCACAGAACAUGAUAGCCCGCUGAGGACGAGGCAGGACACCUGGAGAUUUGUGGACUGCGAGUUCCACAAAAUUCGAUCCUUAUUGCUUCCAGCAAGUAGCAUGAACUUCUGUGUUCACCUGUAUAAUUUAUUUUAAAGAUCCAAGGAUGUUCGUAUAAAUGGCACUGCUCCCUCGCCCCCCAUGCAUUCACUUUUCUCCUGUACCGCACAAUUCUACUGUAACAACCCAUCGAUUUAAAAAAAAUAUAUAUGAUCUGUUCUCUUUACAUUCAGUCUUUGAAGACCACGAGACUCUGAAGGUCUUUUCAAACCCUCUGGAUGUCCUGCAGAAAUAUAACUGUAAAACCGCUUCCACUUCCAAGACUAAAUAUACCGAGACUACUUAGUGA